This is a messenger RNA of Aspergillus steynii IBT 23096, 462 nucleotides long. RefSeq lists its product as uncharacterized. NCBI's taxonomy places the organism in Eukaryota, Fungi, Ascomycota, Eurotiomycetes, Eurotiales, Aspergillaceae. The coding region runs from base 1 to 462 and encodes 153 amino acids. The record is from RefSeq and is a predicted model, not a curated record. The transcript has a single exon.
AUGGCGAAAUAUCAGUGUCUCACAGACUAUUCUCCGUUCUGGGCCAAUCCUUUAUACCGCGACACCUGCAUUGGCUUGAAUGAUGAUAAACCCUGCCCUUGCGCCCUGGAUAUCUGCCGCCGCCAGCAUGCCGAGAUUUGCUUUUACUAUCUGCAAUUAGAAGCGAACAAGAAAACACAUCUUCAGACUAUAGCAAAGUUUAUGGUAUGUGAAAAUCACAGCCACGGCGCCAGCGAAAUUGCCAAAAGCUGGAUGCGAGAUAGCACGCAGCAACAGAUAAUUCCCAUCUCCAACUUGCCAGAGACAAACGCAAUACACGGAAGCCGGCAAUCUCCAAGGUUGGCUCAUUAUCACAGCCCCCCAACGUUCUGGAAAGCAAUAUUCAACAAUGAGUUCGCUAGCACAGCCUGUUUGGCCCGAGCCUACCGCGCGUCUGAAUCUUCGGCCAUGCUGUCUUCAUGA